GAGCCAUUUUUCAAGCAGCAGGAAUGGAGCUUGCGACCUAAUAAAAUCCGUUGCUUCUUCCCUGUUUUAGAAACAUAUCGUUUAUCAAUUUUUAAAGAACGGGCAUGUAAAAUAUUAGAUAUUAGUUAACGAUAUCCCAGAUUUUUUUUUUUGUCGAAUCAAUGCGGAUUUUGGAAAAAAAGUGCUCCCAAGUAGCGGAGGGUCAAAAGGACAUUCGAGCCUGAUGAUGAGAAAGGGGGGAGUCUCUGUCCCGGAGAAAGUCCUAAUUGCAGGGGUCGUAGGCUCCUCCAUGGACAAAAACCGCACAGUUCUGACCCAGUACACCAAUGCGCCGUAUUAUCAGAUCUUAAGCCCUCCGCCAUGUCCGAACCAGACUAACAAUGUCGGUGUCCCAGACCCGACCGACAGUCAGCUAUAUACUACCCCCAUCGGGGUGUCUACAAACGGGACCGGACAGCGACCACCCCUCGGAAGACACCCGGCGAAGCGUCGGUUGGAGCUGGAGGAGAGUGAGCAGCAGUACACCAGUGAGACUAACAGAGGCUCCAGAGCCACCAGGCACUCCCUCAGAGGACCCAAGAGUAAGAGGGGGGAGGGGAGGACAUUAUGGGGGUGCCUAAGUUACCAUGGGGUUCAUUGA
This is a messenger RNA of Salvelinus sp. IW2-2015, 640 nucleotides long. The record is from RefSeq and is a predicted model, not a curated record. Lineage: Eukaryota; Metazoa; Chordata; Actinopteri; Salmoniformes; Salmonidae.